This is a messenger RNA of Anthostomella pinea, 3003 nucleotides long. The record is from the annotation of a GenBank genome assembly. Lineage: Eukaryota; Fungi; Ascomycota; Sordariomycetes; Xylariales; Xylariaceae.
AUGUCACCAGCCUCGCCGCCAUCGCCGCACCCGCGCCCUUCGAAGCGCCCGCACCCGUCCUCUCCAGAGUCCAAAGACUCACCGGCUUCUGGAACCGUCGGUCCGGCCUCUCCCGUCACAGAAGCCUCACCCGAUGGCGCGCCGCAGAGCUCCAAGGUCGGCCAGAGCAGCAGUUUUCGAAACGUCAGCGCAUGUAACCGAUGUCGGUUGCGCAAGAACAGGUGUGACCAGAAGCUACCGAGCUGUGCCAGCUGCGAGAAGGCAAGGGUGCCAUGUGUGGGAUACGAUCCAAUAACCAAGAGGGAGAUUCCGCGCAGUUAUGUCUUUUAUCUCGAGACCCGCGUCGAUCAGUUGGAAGCUCUGCUUCGUGCCAACAGCUUACAGUUUCCACCAGCUGAGAACCUAGAAUACUGCUCGAGACCUGGCACCGACGGGGGCCAUGGUAGAUCGCCCACGGAUGGCUCGCACUCCAUGCACCCCGAGGCGUUUGAGGCAUCGGGUGGUGGAAAGUCAUAUAACAAUGGAGAAGAACAUGCAAGACCUAGCAAGAUUAUGAGGCAUAGUGGCGGGAAUGGACAGAGGUAUCUGGGGUCUACCAAUGGCGUGUCGUUCGCGCGCGUAGUCUUUGCCGCCGUCCAGUCAUCUGUCGGAGAUCACAGAUCAAGUUCUGACAAAGCAGGAAUUCGACCGUAUAAGCCAGUCGCUGGGAACGGGGCGGUCUCCUCGGGUACCUCCAUGCGCGACUCGUUCUUUGGCCUCCACACACGACCGACCAUCAGCCCGGCCGAGUUUCCUGACAAGGAAUUGGCUUGCAAACUGGUAGAGUUGUAUUUUCAGCAUGCCAACCCACAGAUCCCAGUUCUCCACCGCGAAGACUUCAUGCAGAUGUUCGAGCUUGCAUACGCCGAUGAAGGUAGGAUACGGGGACCCAAAGAGCUGUACAUGUUGAAUAUGGUGUUUGCUAUUGGCGGUGGUAUCAUCAUGGACGCGCAGACCGCCUCGUCGAGAACGUCGGGUGAGCUGAAGACCCAGUCUCAGCCGGAAGAGUACCAUGCCAGCGCCAUCAUCCAUCUUGAGGCCUGUCUUAGCAACAGUGGUGGUGGCCUAGAGGAGCUCCAAGCUGUGCUGCUUCUAGCAAACUUUGCUUUGCUCCGGCCAGUUCCGCCCGGCUUAUGGUACAUCGUUGGCGUGGCUGUGAGACUGGCGGUGGAUCUCGGUCUUCAUUACGAAGAUGGGAAAGAUGUUGAGUUUGAUCUUGGAGACUCGUCCAGUGCAAACAGAGGCGGUGGCGAGGGCGAAAGACCACGCGAGGUCCACCAGCGCGAAAGGGGCCGACGAGAAUAUAUUCGCGACCUUCGGAGACGGUUAUGGUGGUGCACCUAUGCCUUCGACCGACUUGUCAGUACUUGUGUCGGGCGACCAUUUGGUGUGUCUGAUCAAGUCAUCACAACUGAGUUUCCCUCCAUGUUGGAUGAUCGCUAUAUUACCCCUGCUGGUAUCGUUGUGCCUACUCCAGAUGGCGAGCCAUCAUACAAGAUUGUUGCGAAGCAUUACUGGCGACUGCGAUUAUUACAAUCAGAAAUAAUGCAAGUCUUGCAGUACCAACAGGCACAGAUCGCGAGAUUCAACGGUCAAAAUAUGCGGAACGAGUACAUGCACACUCGUCUCCCCUCACCCUUCCUGUCGAGAUUUGAUUCAUUCAGGAGCUGGAGGAAAAACAUCGACGAGCGUUUAUACGAUUGGAAGAACUCGGCACCAACCAAAGGUGAUUCAGGGGUUGCGUUCUCAACCGAGUUCCUGGAGCUGAACUAUUGGCAAGCAAUCAUCAUGCUUUAUCGCCAGAGUCUGAGCGUACCCGCCAUGUUCGAAGGCGAAUACCACACCUCCAAAGAAGUGAACAGCCCGUCCAUUUACUCAGCCGAGUUGCGAGAAGAUGAAGAAAGAGUCUACGUCAAGGUCGCCGAAGCAGGACAGAAGAUCUUGCGGCUCUACAGACAGCUGCAUGUGGUGGGACUUGUGAACUACACUUAUCUGGCCACGCAUCACCUUUUCAUGGCGGGUAUAUCAUACCUCUAUGCAAUAUGGCACUCUCACGUUGUGAGGAGUCGACUGACGAGUGAUGAGGUCGACUUCACUAUUCUAGCAGCUACCUCGGUUUUCUCCGAUCUUAUUGCCAAAUGCCCUCCAGCAGAAGCUUGUCGUGAUGCUUUCGACCGGACAGCGAAGGCAACUGUCAAAAUGGCUACUUCUACCGGCGGAUUUGGACCGGUGUUGAAUCGAAACAAGCGGGGAUCGAAGGGUAACAGCGAUAGAAUGGACUAUAUCACUGCAAGGGAGGCAACAGCAAACCGGCAGAAGAUGCAUCAACGACCAGCUUUUGAUCCUCGGUCAGGCGCACCUUACGAUGUAAGCGCACACGAUGGUUAUGGUGGACGGAACGCACCUGCGCAAAUGACACCAAGGCCAGGUCAACCAACAGCACCGUUCCGUCUCAACAUCCCUGGUGUCAAAACCGAACAGGAUGGGUACUCGAUGCUUCGAUCGAUGCCAGUACCGAGCCUCAAUACAGGUGGCUCUUCUGAUCUAGUGUCCAUGCCUGACAACUCGGCCAUCGAUCCCGUCCUGUUACCGUCUCCCAGCCCACGGGUAAACUCCCCAGUAUCUGCAGCAAGUUUGACACCAACAUCCACGAACCAGGGGCAAUUCCCGCCUCAAGCUGGCCCGAACUCUAACUACAAUCUUCUGAGGUCGCCCACAGCCGGAUACAGCCCGGGACCAGGUACCCUGAACUACGCGGACCUACAGGGCAUGGAUUUCCUGCAAACCCUACAGGACCAGACCAGCGCCGAUGGCACGAAUAACAAUACAGACAUGCAGAUGGACAUGGGCUUUGGCAUGGGCUGGGAGGGCAUGCAUCACGACUUUAGCGAUGGACAACAGGUCGACCUCUUUGACGGAUUUUUCUUCGGCGGCCAGCAGGGCGGCGGAGGGGCAAUUGGCUGA